AAGACUGAUGUGUUUUGGUCGAAAAUAAAAUGUUUUAGUUACUUAAAUUGUAAAAACACAUUUUUCCAAAAUUUCUGUGAAGGGAAACGUAGACUUUUGACUCAUUCAAUACGUAUAAGCCAAGGAAGCAAGAAAAUGGUGGAAGCCACAGCUGUUGUGCAUUUCAAGGUGAAUUUAGCUGGCACGCAUCUCGCGCCCUACGAGAUAGUCGGCGUGAUGGGCAAUCAAAAGGCGCUCGGCGAAUGGGAUGUACAGCAUGCGCCGCGUUUGAAGCGCACCGAGGACGACUACAGUGAGUGGUCGGCUGUUGUAGAGCUGUUCCAUGAGAAGCUGGUGCGUUAUCGCUACUUUAUCGGUGCGGUGGACAAGGCGACACAGAUUGUACAAGCGCGACGUUGGGAGAUACAAGAGCAUGCGCGUGAGAUCAAGUUGCUGUGCAAGGAGGUGGAGUGCAUCGAUAAGUUCGGUUGCAUAUGUCCAAAUAAACCGAAAGUGCGUAAAGCUUGGCUGAAUACCGGACAUGUGGUGCUCUUCAAGCUCUUCUUCAACGCAUUGGAGUUCAAAGAGAAGCUGCCCAUUGUGCCGGAGGAGGAGGUACGACUGAAGUUGGAGCCGGUCAAUCCGGAAUUGAUGUUACCCAUACUACCCUCGGCGCGUGCUUAUGCGCAGUACUCGAAUAUGCUCUACGGCGGCAGUCAAAUGAGGGAUCAACCUGAUUUGGGUGUGGUCUACAAUAACAGUACGCUGAUGUUUCAGGUGCUAAUGGUGGACAAAGCAAUGGUUGGUUACUUGCUCAAAUUGAAUUUGUCAAAUGAGUCCACUGGCUGCGUACAGCUGCUCGGUCAAAUGUAUAUACCGCCUGAGGCGUUGGACACGAGUGAGGGUCUGCUGACGGUUAGCUUUACGAAUAUCUCCAAUAAUGCUGAGGUGGCACGACUGAAACUCAAAUAUCUGGUCAUAAACGCCAUGCCAGAUUGGCAGGUUAAGUUGAAUACAACCUUCUUGCAAUAUUGGCCGCGUCGCUGGAGAGGCCUAGAUAUUGGACAUCGCGGCUUGGGUCGCAGCUUCAUUGCCGACAAGCCAGCGCCCAUAACUGAGAACACAUUGCGCUCCAUGCAGGCGGCGUACGAAGCAGGCGCUGAUAUGGUGGAGUUUGAUGUGAUGCUGACGCGCGAUUUGGUGCCCAUCAUUUUCCAUGACUUUGAGGUUAUGCUAUGUUUGAACGCGAUGAAGCCCCAAACCAAAGCGGAACUCUGCAUCAAGUCUGUGAAGGAUUUCACCUACGAGGAGCUGCAGUGUUUGAAAACUUACCGCAUUAUCAACGACCGGAUUGUGGAAUACCCAGCACCGUGCAGUCUCUGCGACGCGGAUGAGCGUCUCUUCCCCACACUUAAAGAGUUCUUUCUCAAAACAAACCGUUUUCUCGGCUGCAAUAUGGAAAUUAAAUGGCCACAGGCGUACUAUAGCGGUGGCGUGGAAAGUGUACAGACGAUAGAUAAGAAUCAGUAUGUAGAUGCCAUAUUGGCGGUGGUGAAAGAGGUCAGCUGGGGCCGUCUCUGCUGUUUCAGUUCCUUCGAUGCGGACACCUGCAUUAUGUUGCGUUUCAAGCAAAAUAUCUAUCCGGUCUACUUUACCGUCUCACAAGCGCUGCCGGAGUACUUGGAUCCGCGCACACAUUGUCUCCAACCGGCGGUGAAUACUGCACAAGCCUUCGACUUGAAUGGCAUUGCACCGGCCGCGUGCAUAUUCGAGAAUCAUCCCGAGACUCUGACGUUGGCAAGUCUGCAGAAGAAGUGGGUUUUGUUGUGGGGUGAUAAGUUGGGCGAACGCAACACCAUCGAGUGGUGCAAGCAGCAGGGCGUGCACGGACUGAUUUAUGAUCACGUAGAGUCGUUGCUACCUGUGGGCAAGCGGAAUAUUUUCGAAAAGGACGAGCGGUUGCAAAGGCUCUUCAAAUUACAACUGAGCUGUGGCUGUCGUUAAAUUUUGUUGUUUGUGUAAACUAUUUGUGCAUAUAGUGUUAGGUUUCAAAUGCUGUAAGGAAAAUAAAAUG
Messenger RNA from Ceratitis capitata (Mediterranean fruit fly), 2053 nucleotides. Its product is annotated as glycerophosphocholine phosphodiesterase GPCPD1. The transcript has a single exon. NCBI's taxonomy places the organism in Eukaryota, Metazoa, Arthropoda, Insecta, Diptera, Tephritidae. Gene Ontology annotation, molecular function: glycerophosphocholine phosphodiesterase activity; starch binding. The coding region runs from base 136 to 1983 and encodes 615 amino acids. The record is from RefSeq and is a predicted model, not a curated record. Gene Ontology annotation, biological process: glycerophospholipid catabolic process.